This is a messenger RNA of Gorilla gorilla gorilla (western lowland gorilla), 4481 nucleotides long. It is a transcript of the gene ZNF420, whose product is annotated as zinc finger protein 420. The transcript has 6 exons. Gene Ontology annotation, biological process: regulation of cytokine production; negative regulation of transcription by RNA polymerase II; regulation of immune system process. Bases 2308 to 4338 code for a protein of 676 amino acids. NCBI's taxonomy places the organism in Eukaryota, Metazoa, Chordata, Mammalia, Primates, Hominidae. Gene Ontology annotation, molecular function: DNA-binding transcription repressor activity, RNA polymerase II-specific; RNA polymerase II cis-regulatory region sequence-specific DNA binding. Gene Ontology annotation, cellular component: nucleoplasm. The record is from RefSeq and is a predicted model, not a curated record.
CUAGGGUACAUGUGCACAACGUGCAGGUUUGCUACAUAUGUAUACAUGUGCCAUGUUGGUGUGCUGCACCUGUUAACUCAUCAUUUACAUGAGGUAUAUCUCCUAAUGCUACCCCUCCCCCAGCCCCCCACUCCCCAACAGGCCCCAGUGUGUGAUGUUCCCUACCCUGUGUGCAAGUGUUCUCAUUGUUCAAUUCCCACCUAUGAGUGAGAACAUGUGGUGUUUGGUUUUCUGUCCUUGCGAUAGUUUGCUAAGAAUGAUGGUUUCCAGCUUUAUCCAUGUCCCUAUAAAGGACAUGAACUCAUCCUUUUUUAUGGCUGCAUAGUAUUCCAUGGUGUAUAUGUGCCACAUUUUCUUAAUCCAGUCUAUCAUUGAUGGACAUUUGGGUUGGUUCCAAGUCUUUGCUAUCAUGAAUAGUGCCGCAAUAAACAUACGUGUGCAUGUGAAUCGGACAUAAUUCUUGCCUGACUUUGACCCACUCUAACUCAGUGCAAUUUAAUUAUCUAUAUUUCACAUAGCUAUGCCUGAUCACACACACAGGUUCAUUCGCUCAAGAAUUCUGGUCACCAAAUUUACUAUUCCAGUCACAUUACCGGUAAGAGAUCAAUGUAUUUGAUAUAUGGUCUUGCAAGACCAAGUUUUAUUAAUUUUUUUCCCUCUGAAGGAGUGGUGAAAUUAUACUCUAUCUUCUCUGUGCUGGAAGUUCACAAGUUUUUGAUUAUUCAAAAAUCAUAAAAGGCCAAGAGGUCUUGAAGUAAGUAAAAAUAAGUUCAGGUUUACCAACAAACUCUACAGCCUUAAGUUACUUUCUGCCGGCCAAGGUUUUCUCAUCAGAAAAUGAGGACAAGUGUUUGACCUAGAAUUUGGGAAAUCUGACUAGUGCUGUACUGUGCUAAAAUUCACUCUUCUUAUGUAUAACGUUGUUUUAUUAUUUUACUAGUUGAUGGCCUCUCAACCUUACCCAGUAUUAAGAGAAACUUUACCCUCUAAUUAGAAAAUAAUGGAUAUCUACUUUUGGCCUACUGUGGCAGAGGAAAAGGCAAUUACCCUAGGACUGGUUUUGAAAUAAUCUUUCUAAAAACAAAGAAAAAACUACGUUAAUUUUGGAUUCUUCCCGAUAACACAUAUAUUUGAUCCAAUAGAAAAAUGAUGUCUAAAUUACUUGUCAGAUAAAUUGAUUAUCUUUUCCAGAUUAUUACAUUACUAUUUAAGGAAGAAAUAACUUGGCCAUAGUAUUUUCACUGUCACACACGAUCACACACAGCUUCUUGCUCUUGGCACCGUUACAGACACUGAAAUACAAGCACAAAGAAAGCACGUUUAUAUAACACAAAUCACCAGUUACUCAAUUACGGCCACACACAAAAAAGCAGAUAUACACACAGAUACCCUUCAUAAGCAAACCACAACAGAGAUCUGCGUAGAAUCGUCUUACUCUGUUAGACGAUUCUACACAGUUAUAAAAUCCCAUUACUACGCAGCUUAAAGUACAAAUCACCUCACACCCCACAGCAGGAAGAAUCACACACAGGCAGAAACACAACCAUACACACCCGGCCACGGAAAGACUCUCAGUCCACCCGGCAUCUCCCAUUGUCACACACACGCACACACACCCCAAGGGCCUGGGAGGGCACACAGAGGGUCCUCUGCAAAUCCCAGGUUCCGGCGGGUCUCCGCACCGGCGCCAGCUCCUCCCCCGCACCUGCCUGGCCGGCGGGUCCCACCCUCUCUGCUGCCAGGGGUAGACCCUGGGACCACUCAGAGCUCGCUCUCGCAGGCCCUGAGCGCCUGACGCCUGCGCACUGAGCGCGGGCGGGCGGGCACUCCCAGAAACCUCCGGGGCGUUGCAGGCGGGACAAGCAGGUUCCACAGGCCGCGCCCACGAGCCCCCCGAGGGGUGAGCGGCCUGGGCCUCCUGGCGUUCUGGCCGGCCAGCCAAGCUCUGGACUACAUUUCCCAGAGGCACCGCGUCCAGAGCGCUGGACUACAUUUCCCAGAGGCACCGCUCACGGAGCGUAGCUUCAUUUCCGUUAGUUUGCGAGAUUUGGAGGCCUCGCGUGGGGAGAGGGCCGCGUCUGUGGAGGAGCUUGGCUCCGCACCUGCUGGGCUGGCGAACCCGAAAUUGGGCUUGGAACCCGGGAGCCAGAUCUUGGACCCUGAACUGCACCUCUGUCAAGUAGAGCCCAGAGGAGAAAGAAUGGCUGUUUCAGUAGCGAUGUCCAAGCUCUGCAUUCUCCAGACUCUGUGCUUUCCUAAGAUAGGAACCCAGAAGAGGACUGAUCAUUUCUUGCAGCUCUAAAAACCAUGGCUCGGAAAUUAGUGAUGUUCAGGGAUGUUGCCAUUGACUUCUCUCAGGAAGAGUGGGAAUGCCUGGACUCUGCUCAGAGAGACUUGUAUAGAGAUGUGAUGUUGGAGAACUAUAGCAACUUGGUAUCACUAGACUUGCCUUCAAGGUGUGCAAGUAAGGACUUAUCUCCAGAAAAGAACAUUUAUGAAACAGAAUUAUCCCAAUGGGAAAUGAGUGACAGACUUGAAAACUGUGAUCUUGAAGAGUCCAAUUCCAGGGAUUAUUUGGAAGCCAAAGGCAAGAUGGAGAAGCAACAAGAAAAUCAGAAGGAAUAUUUCAGGCAAGGGAUGAUCAUAUAUGACAAAAUGUCCAUUUUCAACCAGCAUACUUACUUAUCUCAACAUUCAAGAUGUCAUUCUACUGAGAAACCCUAUAAAUGUAAGGAAUGUGGGAAAGCCUUCAGACGAGCCUCACACCUAACACAACAUCAAAGUAUUCAUACUGGUGAAAAACCCUAUGAAUGUAAGCAAUGCGGGAAGGCCUUUAGUCGUGAUUCACAACUCAGUCUUCAUCAGAGACUUCAUACUGGUGAGAAACCCUAUGCAUGUAAGGAAUGUGGGAAGGCCUUUACUCAAAGCUCACAACUUAUUUUACAUCAUAGAAUUCAUACUGGUGAAAAACCAUAUAAAUGUGAAGAAUGUGGGAAAGCCUUUAUUCGUAGCUCACAACUUACCCGACAUCAAAAAGUUCAUACUGGUGAGAAACCUUAUGAAUGUAAAGAAUGUGGGAAGGCCUUUACUCAGAAUUCACAACUUACACUACACCAGAGACUUCAUACUGGUGAAAAGCUCUAUGAAUGUAAAGAAUGUAGGAAGGUCUUUACUCAGCUCUCACAACUUAUUCUGCAUAAGAGAAUUCAUACCGGUGAGAAACCCUAUGAAUGUAAGGAAUGUGGAAAAGCUUUUAUUUGUGGCUCACAGCUUUCUCAACAUCAGAAAAUUCAUAAUGGGGAAAAACCAUAUGAAUGUAAGGAAUGUGGAAAGGCCUUUAUUCGGGGCUCACUACUGAUGCAACAUCAGAGGAUUCAUACUGGUGAAAAACCCUAUAAAUGUGAAGAAUGUGGGAAGGCCUUUAUCCGUGGCUCACAACUUACUCAACACCAGAGAAUUCACACCAAUGAAAAGCCCUAUGAAUGUAAGGAAUGUGGAAAGAUGUUUAGUCAUGGCUCACAACUUACUCAACAUCAGAGAAUACAUACUGGUGAGAAACCCUAUCAAUGUAAGGAAUGUGGAAAAGCGUUUAAUCGUGGCUCACUCCUUACACGACACCAGAGGAUUCAUACUGGUGAGAAACCCUAUGAAUGUAAAGAAUGUGGAAAAACCUUUAGUCGUGGCUCAGAACUUACUCAACAUGAGCGAAUUCACACAGGUGAGAAACCCUAUGAAUGUAAGGAAUGUGGGAAAUCUUUUAUUCGUGGCUCACAGCUUACUCAACAUCAGAGAAUCCAUACUGGUGAGAAACCUUAUGAAUGUAAAGAAUGUAGAAUGGCCUUUACUCAGAGUUCACAUCUUUCCCAACAUCAAAGACUUCACACUGGUGAGAAACCCUAUGUGUGUAAUGAAUGUGGAAAGGCCUUUGCGCGUGGCUUACUACUUAUACAACAUCAGAGAAUUCAUACUGGUGAGAAACCAUAUCAAUGUAAGGAAUGUGGGAAAGCCUUUAUUCGUGGUUCACAGUUGACUCAACAUCAGCGAAUUCACACUGGAGAAAAACCCUAUGAAUGCAAGGAGUGUGGCAAGGCCUUUAGUCAUGGCUCUCAGCUUACUCUACAUCAGAGAAUCCAUACUGGUGAGAAGCCCUAUGAAUGCAGAGAAUGUAGAAAGGCCUUUACUCAGAGUUCACAUCUUUCUCGGCAUCAGAGAAUUCAUACUGGUGAGAAACCAUAUCAAUGUAAGGAAUGUGGGAAGGCCUUUACUCGUGGUUCACAGCUAACUCAACAUCAGAGAAUUCAUAUCGCUGGAGCUCCGAUACUCUCGUGGGGACUUUGAGAAUGGUAUCUGGGUGUUAUGGAUCAUGGAGCAGAAUACAGAAGGAGUGUGCAACCCUGAUGACUUUGUGGAACAGCCAUACUAGCUCUGGUCUGCUUGCCUCCUGUGUUUCUUUAAAUAAAAUUAAACAUCUUAUUUGUUGA